Molecule: messenger RNA, 2148 nt
Organism: Acomys russatus (golden spiny mouse)
Lineage: Eukaryota; Metazoa; Chordata; Mammalia; Rodentia; Muridae
Gene: Wdr93
Product: WD repeat domain 93
Exons: 17
Coding region: 36-2138 (700 amino acids)
Biological process (GO): electron transport chain
Molecular function (GO): protein binding
Source: RefSeq, a predicted model, not a curated record
AGAGUUCCCAGAAAUCCUCAGUGCCAGCUCCUGCAAUGUCAUCCUUCAAAGGAACCCGAGCUCAGAAGAAAAGGUUGUCUGCGUUUGCCAAGGGACCGCUGGAGGUUCCAUCUCCAACAGAGGCAGACUGGCCUAAGGAUGAUGAAAAGGAUUUUGCCUUCCUGGACAUGGAUCAAGACCUGGAUUCCCUGCCUCAGCCUUACCGAAUGAUCAACAAGGUGGUGAACCACCUGUUCGACCUGUCGUGGGAGGUCAUCGAAGAGAGAGAAGCUUUAAGGGAAAUCGAGAAAAACCGGAUCCUGCCCACCAUCUACCCUCCAGUUACAGAAAUCCAGCUCAACAAAAUGCCUGGUGGUAUGGCUGUCUCGCAAGACUACCUGUUUAUUGGAGGAGCCAAAGGAUUCUCAAUCUAUAAUCUGCACAAUUCCAAAAGAAUGUAUGUUUGGGAGAAGUUCAAGGUUGAUGUUGUUUCCAUCUGGGCCACAGAUGUGGGGAAUGAAGUGCUUAUUGUUCCUGUGGAUGAAAUGGGUAUUGUGAGAUUGUUUUACUUGUAUAAGGACAGCCUUUUUCUCAUCAAAGCCAUCAAUGAAAUGGAUGACGCCAGCAAGCAAAGCACCUGUAUAAAGAUGGAAAUCUCUCAGAGUGGGGAUUACGCAGCGUUCCUCCUCCAAGGAGCUGGGGAUACUUGGCUGGAAGUAUAUAAGUUGCCCAAGGAGAUUUGGCUAAAGGAAGUGGAGCACCCCCAAUCAGCUGUAAAUCAGAAGAAAAAAACCAAACAGCUGCAACUGAGUACUCCUGACUCUGCUGUUACAGAAAAUGUAGAAAUGAGCUUGGGACCACGUCUAAGCCCUUGUGCAACCCAGGACUUAAACAUUUGUUUUAAAAGUGAUAUUAAGUUGAGUUCUCCAGUUUAUUUAAUGAAGAUUAAACCACCUAAGCCCAUAGCAGGCACCACAUUUAAAAGCCCCUUGGAAAUCUUUUCCAAGUUAGAGGACUACUGUGGGCUAGGCUCUGGGCAGAAUCACUUCAUCAAGGAUGUGCAGUGGGAGCAACACAUGGAGAUCUUCUCUGCCUCCUACAAGAAGUACCUGGAAGGGGAGUGGGAAGAGGAGCCACUCAGCAUGGCCACCUUCCAUUUCAUCUAUACUAACUGCUUAACCACAACACCAGUGGAUGUCAAGAGCUCUUCAGGAGGAGCCUGUAUCCUUGGCAUACACUGGACCGGAGGCCACAACUUCUUCCUCUAUGCACUGAACAAAAUUCUGAAGGAUAAAACUGACUACGAGAAUGUGUGGCCCUGCGCUGCACCCAUUGUGAUAUCUCAGACCAGCAGCUUCUCCUCCUUCCUGGCCCUUGCCUGCGAGGAUGGUGUGCUCAUUCUGUGGGACCUGGCCCAAGGAUUUCUCUUUGGGGUCAUUGCUCUGCCUGAGGGGUGUUUCUGCCAAAGUAUUCACUUCCUACGGUUCUUCCUGGUGCACAAAGGACAGAAUGUGUAUCCUGAAGGCCCGGUGAAAUCUGAAAUCAUGUGUGUAGUGCUGUGCACGAAUGCUUCGCUACACCUGGUGACAGCCAGCGGGACCAGAGGACCCACCAGCAAGGUGCUUGUUGAGAGUUCUUUGAAACAUGUGGAAGAAUCCAUCUGUGAAGUGGCCCCAGUCCCAGCUCUGCCUGGCAUGGUACUAAUCUUUUCCAGCAACCAUUCUGUGAGCCUUAUGGAUGUGGCCAAGGCUGAAGUCAUCUGUGCCUUUGCAUCCCCUAUAUACCACCAACAGGGGAUGUCCUGGAAACCACUGUUUGUUGUGUCUCCACACCAUCCAUGUUUUCUGCUUCAUGGAACCCAUCCAGAUGGUGGUGCCACAGAUACUGAAGAUGCCAAGAAUACCUCGAAUUCUGUUUUCUACUUUAAUUUUGAGGAUUACCCACUCCUGAAAGAUAUAUCCAAAAAUUGCACCAUUUCUCAAAAGGACCUGGAAAGUAACCAGGCCUUCCCCCAGGUGCUGCCACUGGAGAAAAGAUGUGAGCAGUUCCUCCAGAAGAGCUUCCAAAAGCUGGUGAAGACCCAGAUGAAAGGGCACGAGCAGUGGACGCGACUGCGGAAGUACUCCUUUAUUCUCCAGAAAGAAAACUUAAAGAAGUGACCACCCUGGA